AGCUCGGCCGUGGAAGUAGAAGUGUUCCGCUUCAAGGAGUCGCUGGCUGAGGACCUGCGCAGCGCCGACCUGGUCAUCAGCCAUGCAGGUGCAGGUAGCUGUCUGGAGACUCUAGAACAAGGAAAGCCACUAAUAGUAGUAAUAAAUGACAAGCUGAUGAACAACCAUCAGCUUGAACUGGCCAAACAGCUCCACAAAGAUGGGUAUCUCCUUUACUGUAACUGCAGCACUCUUGUGGAGACACUGCAGUCAAUGGACUUGUCAGCUUUGAAACCUUUUCCUCCUGGACAGCCAGAAAAGUUUGCUUUGUUCCUGGAUGAAGUUGUUGGGUUUCAAUAA
This is a messenger RNA of Acanthisitta chloris (rifleman), 339 nucleotides long. Its product is annotated as UDP-N-acetylglucosamine transferase subunit ALG13 homolog. Lineage: Eukaryota; Metazoa; Chordata; Aves; Passeriformes; Acanthisittidae. The annotation marks the transcript as partial. The transcript has 3 exons. Gene Ontology annotation, molecular function: hexosyltransferase activity. Gene Ontology annotation, biological process: dolichol-linked oligosaccharide biosynthetic process. The record is from RefSeq and is a predicted model, not a curated record.